CCUCUUAACUAUGAGAGAAAGAAGACCUACACUCUUCACAUCGAGGGGACCAACACACAUGUGGAUCCUCGUUUUUCUUAUCUCGGCUCCUUCAAAGACACCGCCACCCUUAAAAUCACAGUGGGGGACGUGGACGAGGCGCCCGUAUUCUCCAUAGAUCAUUACAUCAUGGACGUGUACGAGAACUCGCCGAGCGGCACGGAGGUGGGCGCCGUAACGGCUCGAGACCCCGACAGCAGGAACAGUCCUGUUAGGUACUUCUUGGACAGCAAAGAGGAAGGAGUGCGGUACUUCAGGAUCGAUGAGAGCAGUGGAUUAAUACGGACCACUCAGUCUCUGGACAGGGAAGACAUGUCCUGGCACAAUAUAACUGUGAUAGCCUCGGAGGUUGACAACCCCAGCCUCCUCAGCCAUGUUCCUGUUACCGUCCAGGUGCUGGAUGUGAACGACAAUCCGCCAGAAAUAGCUACAGACGAGGAGGUCAUUGUGUGUGAGAGCUCCAGGCCGGGACAGGUGAUCCAGACCGUCACUGCGGUGGAUAAGGAUGACUUUGCCAAUGGACAGCGCUUCUCCUUCGCUUUGCCCAGCCAACUGCCGGUUAAUCCCAACUUCACCCUGAAGGACAACGAAGGGCAGGGCUUCACACUCAUUGCUCACAUUUCAAGUUCCAAUAAGCUGUACUGA
This is a messenger RNA of Notothenia coriiceps (black rockcod), 684 nucleotides long. Its product is annotated as cadherin-18-like. Gene Ontology annotation, molecular function: calcium ion binding; cadherin binding; beta-catenin binding. The transcript has 5 exons. Gene Ontology annotation, cellular component: adherens junction; plasma membrane; catenin complex. The annotation marks the transcript as partial. Gene Ontology annotation, biological process: cell migration; cell-cell junction assembly; adherens junction organization. Lineage: Eukaryota; Metazoa; Chordata; Actinopteri; Perciformes; Nototheniidae. The record is from RefSeq and is a predicted model, not a curated record.